Molecule: messenger RNA, 1365 nt
Organism: Brugia malayi
Lineage: Eukaryota; Metazoa; Nematoda; Chromadorea; Rhabditida; Onchocercidae
Exons: 10
Coding region: 1-1365 (454 amino acids)
Source: RefSeq, a predicted model, not a curated record
AUGUUAUGGCAAUGGUUGCAUUCAUCAAAAAUGGAAACAAUAUCAAAACGUUAUGCGCAAGUUUUCAAAGAACGUUCAACACGUAAAGCAUUUGUGCUUGAUCCGGUUAAAAUGGCUGUAUCACCGGAUGGAAGAUUUGUCUUUACAAUUGGUAGCCGAAAAAUAAUGGUAAUAUCGGAACGUAAUCCAAUGGAAUGGUUGACAUCAUUUAAAAUUGAUGUUUUUAAUUUAAAUUUGGAAAAACGUCAAAGUUUAAAUUUGAAUGAUUUAUUUGAUUUUGGUGAUUAUCUUAUACAUACAUAUGCAAUUGAUAAUAAUACGUUAAUUGUUUUGGAUUAUAAUCAUCGUCAAACAACGCUGCGACAACGAAUUGUUAAAAUUACUCGGAACAUAGCGAUUUCACCAUUCCAUCGAUGCUAUCACUAUGGCACCUCACAAACAUCAUUCAUUAAAGCAGCAGUUGGUGACAAAUUAUGCGCUAUUGUUAGUAAACAACGUUUUGAAGGACAAUUUGUUGCAUUAAUUAUACCAAAAAAUCCAUUUGAAUUGGAUGAAUUCAAUCUACCAAUUAAUGUUUCUAUACAUGUUAAUAAUAUGAAUACUGCACUUCAUGCAACAUUAUCAUUAAAUAUUUGUCAUUAUAUAGCACCAUUUUUUUCACGUAAUGAUCAUGAAUUAUGCUUUUUAACUGUAAAUAGUUUGACUUUAAAUAUUGAACCAACAAAUGUUAGCUGUUUAAAUUUAAGUAAUUAUAAAUGGUAUUUACGUGAUACAAUCGUUGAUGAAAUUAGUGGCUUUCCAUGCGAUGAAUAUCAACAAACACCAAUUCUUGUUGAUUGUUUUAUUUGUCAAAAUGGCAAUCAACAGAUUGGUUUAAUUGCACGAUAUCGAACACCACCAAAUAAUUGGCGUUGGCAUAUUUGUUCCAUACUUCAAUGGAUGCAAAUGCGCUUUGUACGAUUAUUUUUUUUAAGUAUGGAUUUAGAAGUGGAAACAUUUGGAAGGAUAAUUUUAUAUUUUACAACAUUUCUUAGCUAUAUUAGAGAUCGUUUAGUAUUACGACCAUAUGCUAGAUUGGGAAUUUUAAAUUUAAAAUCUUGGAAAUGGAUUGAUUAUUCUCAUAUGUUGAAAGAUAUUCAUUAUGUUGAUCAAUUAACAGAUUUAGCAUCAGAAAGUGGACAAAUUAUUUCAUUCAUUUCACAGACAUGGGCUGAGAAUGAAUGCGAACAAAGUAUACGUCUCGGGAAAUCUCCUGUAUCUAUGAUGUCACUAUUUGCAAUUGCUGAUUUCGAGCUUCAACGUCAAAGAAUUCCCAACUUAUGCAAUCUUCGUCGCCAAUUCUUGAAACAUGUGAAAAUUACCUGA